CCCAAAGCAGAUUCUUAUUCUUGCUCUCAUCAUUAGCUCUCCUCACCCUGGGCAGCAGGAGCUGAUGGGGACUGAGCAGAAGCCACCAGGGCCGAUGAAGCAUAAGACCUGCCAAACUUGUUCUGUGGCCACAGGUGGAUGAGCAGGUGGAAUCUCCAGUGCUACAUACUGGGAAGGAGGCUCCAGGUGCUGUCUCUGCCCCAGCAGGAAGCCGGCACAGCAUGGCAGCCACCAGCUUUGUGCAGGAGAUGAGCUCCGUGGGUGAGAAGCUGCUCCUCAAGCUGCACAGGCUACUACAGGCCGACCCUGUGGAGAUCGCGGCCUUCUCAGUUAUCCUCCUUUUCACAGCCACGGUGCUGCUGAUGCUGCUGUUGGUAAUCUGCUACUCCUGCUGCCCUCACUGCUGCUGCACUGAACGCAGGAAAGUCCAAGUGCAGCCCGAGACCACAGCGUGA
This is a messenger RNA of Otolemur garnettii (small-eared galago), 455 nucleotides long. RefSeq names its product small integral membrane protein 5 (gene SMIM5). The transcript is spliced from 2 exons. The coding region runs from base 222 to 455 and encodes 77 amino acids. The record is from RefSeq and is a predicted model, not a curated record. Lineage: Eukaryota; Metazoa; Chordata; Mammalia; Primates; Galagidae.